Molecule: messenger RNA, 2034 nt
Organism: Folsomia candida
Lineage: Eukaryota; Metazoa; Arthropoda; Collembola; Entomobryomorpha; Isotomidae
Product: oxygen-dependent choline dehydrogenase
Exons: 8
Coding region: 130-1953 (607 amino acids)
Molecular function (GO): oxidoreductase activity, acting on CH-OH group of donors; flavin adenine dinucleotide binding
Source: RefSeq, a predicted model, not a curated record
CAUGAUGUGCAACAUUUCGUGAUUUUCUCAAUAGUAAUCUUUAAUUAAAGCACUGUUCAGUUCAUACUUCCAUUCACCUCUCGUCCUAAAGAACUGAGUUUUGAAACUGAGUUUGAACUACGUUCAGCAAUGAAUUUGACAACAUUUGUAACUGCUUCGAUUGCACUUACAAUCCAGAAAUAUGCGGAUAAGUAUCGAGAGAAGGAUUUAAAUUUGACGUUACAAGAAUUGGAAGAGGACAUGAGUCUUCCAAAUAUUAAAAGUUUCGAUUUUAUAGUUGUGGGUGGUGGUGCAGCGGGAUGUCUGUUGGCGGGACGGUUAUCAGAACAUUUUACCGUCCUUCUUCUCGAAUCCGGAGGUGACCCAGUUCCAGCCACGUACAACCCUUUUCACAACCGAGAUGUGGCUUCCCAUCCAGCAAUCAAUUACCUCUAUCCAUCCAUAAGGCAAGCAAAUUUUGCUCAAGAAAGUGGUGGGGUUGUAAUCAGCGACACGGGUCGAAUGCUGGGAGGUACUUGGUCACACAAUUCCUUCGUCUACAAUAGGGGCUCACCCCAUGACUACGAUCAUUUUGCCAACUUAACCGGGGAUGGUUCUUGGUCUUAUCGGAAAUUGCUGCAGCAUUUCAAAACUAUUGAAAAUUUCCAUGGCCGACUUUUGAAUGAAGGGCAAAGAAACAAAUAUUACAGCAAUACUGGACCACUUCACGUAGAAACUGACUGGUUUCCAUUGGUGGAUGCCUGGCUCCGUUCCGGGGAAGAAGUCGGGUUUAACAUUGGCGACCCUAAUGGACACCAGCGAGAAGGUUUUUCCCCACAAGUAAAGUCUAUAAAAAAUGGUGAAAGAGUUAGUACCUACACCACAUUUGUAAAACCUAUCGAAUCAACAAGAAAUUCCAAGCUGAAACUGCUACGAUACUCAGAUGUCCAAACAAUUCUCAUCGACUCCAACAAUCGCGCCUAUGGGGUAACCUACUUACGGCACGGGAUUCCCCAAAUUGCCCACGCUGCAAAGGAAGUACUCAUUUGUGCAGGCACCUUUUCUUCCCCGCUACUCCUCCAUCGAUCAGGAAUCGGACCAAAGGAAGUCUUAACCAAGGCAGGAAUUCCCAUCAAAAAGGAUUUACCCGGAGUUGGACAAAAUUUCCGGAAUCACCCCGAAUUAUCCCUCGUUUUCAAUAUUGGCCAACCAGACUGGAAGCUGUUUAGCCGAUUGGAAGAAUCCCAAGUGGAGAAGGAACUCAACCUUUAUCAAGGAAAGGAACGCGGAGGAUUUUUCACCGAGAUGGAUUUCUCCCCACAAGCAUUCAUCGUUUCCCGGGUUGCAAAAUCUAGGGGUGAAUCCACCUGGUCGGAUAUCCGAUUGAUGCUGAAUCGACAUCCGUCCUUGGAUGGUGCCACCAGCUGGACCAGCAGUCUUGGGAUUUCGCUGACAAGAGGGCAAUCAGCUGGGGAAAUUGGUUUCAAUACGACGGCGUUUUUAGCGGGUGAGGUAGACGAUGUGAAACUGGCGCUCGUUGACCACCGGCAAUUUACCGUGAAGGACGAUGUGGACGUGAUGAUUGAGGGAAUCAAACUUGGGCUUCGGGUUAUGGAAGAAACUUCGACUGUCCGUGGGAUGAAUAUGAGUUGGAGAUACGAUCCUCCGGCAGCAUGCGGAAAUUUAGUGCCUCGCUCUGAUGCAUAUUGGCGGUGUGCAAUAACAGAAAGGGCCCAUCUGGCGCACCAUUUCGCGGGAACAUGUAAAAUGGGCAGAGAUUCGGAUCCACUUGCUGUUGUGGAUGCUAAACUGAGGGUUAGAGGAAUUCAAAAUUUACGAGUUGUUGAUGCGAGCAUAAUGCCUCGCCCCAACAAUGCAAACACAGCCGCACCAGUCAUGGUAAUUUCGGAAAAAACGGUUCAAGAGUUACGCACAAUGUAUCUGGUCCGAGGAGAUGAAACUACCCUAGCUUAGCGUGUUAUAGACAACUCUUUGCGGCUAAAUUUUCAAAAAAUGUGAGAAUUUUUCAUAAAUAAAAAUGCCAUCAGUUAUUUA